UUAGAACUGUGCGCUUUUGGCGGUAUGUAUCCCCACUCUCGUGCGAUAAAUGAGGUUUGAAUGAAUGAACUUGGCGAAACUCUCGGGUUCGUGUACCGAACGAUCGAUGUCGGUAGUUCAUGAAUUCCUUGUUGAAGUUGGAAUAGCGUCCGUAGGCCAACAUUCGUCAGUCAGCUAUUGGAAAUCGUAAACGGCGAACGUGUAUGCGCCAGUGUUUGUGAAUCGACAUUCGGAAUUACGAAACGGAACUCGGUCGAGACCCGUCGGUAUUCUGACCAUUUCGAACCGUGUGUGUGUGUGUUAGUGUUGAAAGCUUACAGCAAAAGAAAAGGAAAUAAAUUUUAAUAAAAAGAAGGCAGUUGACAGUGUUGUUGGUGCAAAAAAAAAUAUUUUUUUUUUUUCAUAAAAAGGCUAAAAUUGUAUAAAAAAAUUAUUUCAUCAAAAAAGGCAAAAAAUUUUACUAAAACAAAUGUGUUAAUAUAGUGAGAAUUCUGAAGCUUAUAAGCAUGGUACUGGUGGUACCGUUUGUUCACGUGAAAGUAAGAAUGUUAAAGCAUACGGUACCCCUUACUAUGGUCGUACGAAGCAAGGAUUAUACACGCUGCUGAAAGGAUAGUCUAGUGUGGCGUUCACGAUGUUUAGUGCCGCUGGUGGGGAUCAUCUUAGUGGGACCGCCCUGCGAGAGGAUUACAAUUACGGGCGUACCGGUCAGCAGAUGUUGCUACUGGCUAGUCGCCAAAAUGCUAGCAGUUUGGACGAUUCCGACAGUUCGUUCAACGCGGAUAAGGCGUUACUAAUGAGCGUACCUACGGUUGGUGUGCUGCUGAUGACUGCCACUUACGGCCCCUACAUGGAGAUACCACCAAUGGACCGGACGACGGUCAGUACGCCCGCUGGCAUACCGCUCGGUGUGAACGAAUCUUCCGUCCACUAUCAGCAAACAACCGUCCACUCACUACCCGGGGAUACGGGCACCUUGUCACCGGUGCUUGAAUUUGACCAGCAAACGUUCGUCUACUAUGCGGAAGUGUUAAGCGUGAUCAACUUCUACUACGUACCGGCCCUCGUACUGUUCGGUAGCAUCGGUAACGUACUGUCGGUGCUGGUAUUUUUCAAAACCAAACUACGCAAACUUUCCUCCUCGUACUAUCUCGCGGCGCUCGGGCUGAGUGAUACCUUCUACCUGAUCGGCCAGUUCGUUGCGUGGCUUAAUUUGGUCGAUUUGAAAAUCUACAUCCAGGAAAUUUGCUGCCGAUUCUUCACCUUUUCCAGCUCGCUGUGCUGCUUCCUGUCCGUCUGGUUUGUGGUCGCGUUCACCGUCGAGCGUUUCAUUGCGGUGCUGUAUCCGCUUAAGCGCCAAACCAUGUGUACGGUACGGCGCGCAAAGAUCGUUAUCUUCGCCCUGACAAUCGCUGGCAUUUUCAUCAGCUUGCCGAUCUUUUUCUUCGCCUCACCACAGUUCUCCGCCUCCAUGAAUGACACCAUCUGCGAUAUAGUGCAAGAGUACAAAGAUCAGGCAACGAUGUUCAACUUUCUCGACUUUAUACUGGUGUUUGUGGUACCGUUUACGAUAAUUGUCGUACUGAACACGAUCACCGCCCUGACGGUGUGGAAGUUUGCCAGCAUUAGACGCACGAUGACGAUACCGAGAAGUUACGGUGCGAACGUGCGCGAAUCCCGCCGACAGCUGAACAUAUCGAGCAACCAACUGUAUGGCAAUGGUACCGUCCCCGUCCAGCAGAUACAGCUACUCAGUCGUAGCCGGGUUGCGAAUUCCCAAAUAAAGGUUACCAAAAUGCUGCUUAUCGUUUCGACCGUGUUCGUUUGCCUCAACCUACCAAGCUACAUUGUUCGCGUAAAGAUCUAUCUGGAGACGGAACACACGAACAUGAACAUAUAUCUGGUGCAGAACUGUUGUCAACUAUUUUUCAUGACGAACUUCGGCAUCAACUUCAUACUGUACUGCGUCAGUGGCCAGAACUUUCGGAAAGCGAUUUUUGGCAUGUUUCAAAAGCGUACCCAGCGGCAAAUAAAUCUCGAGCAUACCUCCGGUACCCAGGUCACAGAGUUCGUCCUACGCUCGAAUGGUUCGAAGAUGCGACGGAACACUACGACCAUACAGGACAACGCCGAGAUGGCAACGUGGCGGGAGCUUACCGACUAUGAAAUUACAAACUUCAUUAAGUAGUAGCCAAGCUCUGUGGGCUGUGGUCGUCUUGGGCACCAGCCAAGGCUCAGUUAAAUAUGCCAAACUAGUUGCACAACACGAAAACAGAUGGCUGGUGCUGGUAAUAUUGGCGGGGUGAUAUUUUAAGUGUGCCGAAACCGUGUGCGGAAAGUUGUUUAAAGGGUUCUUAGUAAGUGGGUGACACAUUACAAAACGGUGUAUAUAAUGCUGCAAAGCGGAUGGUAUAAAAUAUACAUCAGUAUUUAUUUAUUUUUUACACAUUCAAAACAUAAAA
Molecule: messenger RNA, 2462 nt
Organism: Anopheles funestus (African malaria mosquito)
Lineage: Eukaryota; Metazoa; Arthropoda; Insecta; Diptera; Culicidae
Product: growth hormone secretagogue receptor type 1-like
Exons: 7
Coding region: 635-2188 (517 amino acids)
Biological process (GO): G protein-coupled receptor signaling pathway
Cellular component (GO): plasma membrane
Molecular function (GO): G protein-coupled receptor activity
Source: RefSeq, a predicted model, not a curated record